CAUUGAUGGACACAACCUUUGUCGAAGAGCGUUUCCAAAAUGGCGACCUGCGCCGAAGAAAACUGUCACGACGACCCAAACUUUGCGGUGAUCUGUUCGUUUAUACUGAAUUUCGGUGAAUUAUGCGGCGUAAACAUCUCCAUCUCCGAGCUGCAGUCUAUGCUGGAGGAUACCAAAAACGUGGACCAGACCCUCAUAGACCUGCAUGUUCACCUCCUGAGAAAAGCAAACCGGAGAGUGCAACGAGACCGCUGGGAGAAAGCACUCAUCAAGUUCUGCCACCAGGGGUCCAAUGUGGAUGGCUGGGAGCUGGAGCGCUUCGGCUACCGCAAGGCCAAGCUGUCGGUGAAGCUGGCCGUGCUCAAGCGAUUGCUCGAGUUGCAGUUUGACUCCAACAGCAAGUUCAAGGCAGAGCUCAACAAGCAAGAAGCGGACGUGUUGCGGCUGCAGCCCAUCGGGCGCGAUGUGCGCGGCCACCUCUACUGGCUGCACCGCGACCCACAACUCAACCUGCGUCUUUACCGUGAGCACCCCGAUGAUGAAUGCUCCUGGAUACUCGUCUCCCGGACACGCGAUGAAUUGGCCAAGCUCAUUGCUGACCUCGAGGGCAGCUUCUCGGUUGUUAAGAAGGAGGAGAGCUCCUCCAUGGACAGCGAGACGGGUGAGAGCAACCUCACCGAGCCAGACUGUACCAAGACAGAGGAAAAACCAGGCUCAGGGCUACCAAGUGAUGAAAAACCUGCAGUGACAGACACGGGGCAACCGCCAUCACUAAAGAAUGAAGAGCCUCACCACGAAGAAACGCUUUCCAUAACCCUCUCUGCAUCCGGUACCACGGACAAGACAAGCUUCCCUACGUUCGUCAUCAAAAAAGAGCCGCUGGAAAACAGCACCUUAGAAGAGACUUCAAAAUUGGAUAAGCAUGAAUCACCGUCAGAGGGGGAAGUUGUCCACGUGAACAACGAGAACGCCGAAGCACGUGAAAAUGACGUCGCAAAGUGCCCUCCUGAAGAAAGCCACCAGGAAUUGAAGAAGUCCACUCCACCUAGUGAGGACAGUGGGAAAGACAAGAGAGGUGACGUUGACGGCAAGACCAAAAAGCCAUCCGUAGCCGAGCAAAGCAAUGCAGAGGACUUGUGUACACGGGCCUCAGCCGAAGACGGUGAAGCCAAGCCACUCACCAGGCCGUCAUCGCCACGACCACAAAACCAAGCACACACUUCUGGGAAUCGAACUGCACAUCUGCCGACCAACAAGCCAGCCGCCACUCAUGGGUUUGGAAAUGCCAAUGGUAAUGGCACGACAAUGGUGUCAGAGUCCCUUCCAUGUGACCUCUCAGUUGUCCACCGAGAGGACUCGAACGCGUCUGCAGGAGACCCACCCACAUCCUCAGAACUGCUCCAACCCGCAGAAGUCAGGCGGGUCAUUGACGUUGGCGCUGAGGACUUGCGAACUGGAGAUAAGCCAGAGGAAGUGCAUGUGUCCGAGAAGAACGGCCAGCCGGAGUCGCCGAGCAGCAUUCCAUAUGCACACGAGGGCACUCGCCACACACCAGUAGUGUCUUCAACGACAACGAACAUACGGCGGGUCGGCACCGUGGAGCAGCCACUGGCACUCGACCUCACCCGGGUCCCGCCAGAAACUUCUGCAGUCGAUGCUACGACAUCGGCUGUCUUGGCCUCCCAGGAUUCUUGCACAUCUGGAGAUCUGCUGAUAGUUGGCAAGCAAGACAAACCUGCGACUGCCCAUGGGACUUCUUCUAAGCCAUCUUCAUCGCUUGGAGACAAGGCAUCGGCUUUGCUACCCACUCCCAGCUCUUCUGCGUGCACAGGGGUAGUAGAAACGUCUGUGCUUGGAUCGGAUAGUGUCAUGUGUGCAACUGGUGCCAAGGGUGCGAUGCAUUCCACGUCGUCUGGUGUUGAUAAAGGGAGUUCACAGCCUAUUGCUGAUGCAGUGACUGCAAGGACGCAUGGCGGUGCAGCAGUGUGUUCUAGCGGGAAUUCGGCACCAUCAAGUAAUCAGCUUGAAUCUGCUAAGCCAAGCAGGACAGAACUAAAUAGUGAAAAGAAGGAACAUGCCAGCACGGUCGAAAAAGCAGCCAGUGGCACAAAGUCUACUGAUGGGAAUUCCAAGAAGAUCGAUAGUGAACAUCCAUCUCCAGGGAGCAAAGGCCACUUGGGGACAGGCCACUCAGAACAUGGUUCAGUGGAGACACCCAGCGCUAAGGCAACUGAUGCAAUAGCCACCCCUGAAUCAAAAUCAUUGGUGGCUGCCCAAGAUGCAGCAGAGGAAGGUGCUAAGCUUUCAGCUGCAUCUGCUAGUGAUGAUGUUCGAGAGAAGGGAAGUGCCAUUAUUUCAGCAUUGACUGCGGAAGCAAAACCCGCAGACAGGUAUCCAUGCAGUGAGGGGAAGGAUGAUGCUAGCAAGAAAAGCAGUGCUGGCAGCUCACCGUUGAAAGACAUUGAUGCACUGGUCAAGACAGUGGGAGAAAAGACUAGUGCAGCCAAUGAAAAAGCACCAGGAGAAGUCACUAAUUCCUCAAGCACAGUUCUCUCAAAAGCAGCCGAGCCACAGGCAGACGCAAAUACUCACAAAAACUCUGAGGCGUCGCCGAUAGGCUCGACUGCAAAGCCAUCGAAACCUCACUUACCUGAUGCAUGCGAGGUGAGUGCAGUGGCUGUUGAAAAAAGUGCAAGAAAAAGCAAAAAGCAACGGCAUCUUGAAGGAGUUGAGGAUCAGUCUCCAGACUCUCAACUUAUCGAUUCACCUGCGAAAAAAGUGGCAACAUCACUUUCAGAUGUACAGAGCAAAUCUGCCUCGGAAAAAUUAAAGCCUGAUCCUAAGACAGCCCAUUGUAAACUGGAAGACACAUCUGAAGAGAAAAGUCGGACAAGCAAUGCAGCAGAGGAACUGUGCGUUGACGUGGCUGAUCCCAACAGUGAGAAAGUAGUGACAGCAUCCGGAAAGAGCAUGUGCAAAAACUCGCCACGCAGUGAACAAGCUGUCGAGGUGCAGUUGCCUACUCCCGAUCAAAGAGCCAGUGAAGGAGACAACAAAAGCGCAGCAGACUCAUCGAAGGUUGCGGCACCAGAGCUCAAAGCAGUUGGUAAACCUUUUGACAGCAAUAAAUCUGACCAUGUAGGCGUCAGUGCAAGCAAGGCAGCCUCAAAAUCUCUUGCGAGUACGAGUGUUUCAUCGUCUGGCGGGGAGGGUGGGAAGCAGAAAAGCAGUGUUACUACAGGAGCAGGCGAUACGCCUAGCUCAAGAAGUGCUAUCAAAGAGCGCUGCGAGCACACCUCAAAGAUGAGUACUUCUGAGAGUGCUGCGAAAGGCAAAGCUAGUAGUGCGGAGAGCAGUAAGGUUUUGCCCGCUCCCAGCACCAAGACUGAGGAUUCUGAGGAAGAAAAAAGAAAGCAAGGAGAUGUGGAUGCCAGUAAAGCUCCAUCCAAAGCCACCCUUGAAGACCAACCCACAGCCGGAACGCUGGAUGAAAGUAAUGUACAGACCAAAAGUACAGCCGAUGAGGAAGUUUCACGAGAACCUCAGUCUGACAAAGUAUGCAACAAAAAAGCUGCAGUGCAGGAGAAGGCUAUGCAAGCAGAACAACGCAAGGAAGAUCCUGUUCAGGUGAAACACACUAGUGGUAGUGACACAGUGACGUCACAAGGGAAGACUGGCGGUGAUGCCACUUUAGUAAAAAAAAGGAGAGGCAGGACACUGGCAUCCUGUGUUGCAGACUUAAAGAAGAGCAAAAGGCAGAGAAGAGGGCAACAAGACAGUGAUGCUCGCAGCGAAAGGGAGGCAGCACAAGAAUUGAAGAGCGACGCUGCAUCACCAUCUGUGGGUGAUACUGUGAAGGCUGGUUCACCCGAGGUAUCUUCUGAAAAGACGUCCAUAGAAGAUGGCAAGGAGCAGCUUGUGUCUAGUAAGUGUACAGAGGCAAAAGAAAGUGAUGUUCCAGCUUUAAGCACUGAUGAUGUGGAAGGUGAUAAAGAGAAGGCAGUGGACGCCAUUGUGGACGCCAUGUCCAAAACUGAGAGCAACAACAAACAGCCGACUGAAACUGUAGGCGAUCAGGAUUGUGGUGCCGAAAUCAGUCACAAGGAUGCAGAUGGCACUGACAAACAGGUGGUGGCAGAUGCAAAGAAUGAACCCAAGAGUAAAUCGAAGGGCGAACAGGGCUCCAGGGCGUCAACAAGGCUCAGAGGAGAUGCCACAGCAAGGAGGGACAAGGCAAAGACGCCCAGUGAUGAGAGCACUACUCAUUCUGCAGCUGCCGAUCACAGCGAGGGAACCAAGGAUGAAGCUGUCAUGGAUGACACUCCGCUUUCUACCGUGAACAAGAUGGAGCCAACAUCCGCAGUGCACGAAGGUUCCAUGGCAACACCCGGCGAUGAAGAAGCAGUCGACGCUUUACAGGCGCCCACAGAGAUUUUGCAGGACACUCCAUCGGUAGGUCGGAAGCGGGGCGGCUUCAGAGGCCGUGGAGGUCGCGGGAGAGGUCGGGGUAGGGGUCGUGCUGGCCGCUGGAGCCACACAAAGCGGCGCAUUCGGGCGGCGGAAGAGCCCUCGCCCAAGAAACCCCGCGAGGCAGGAGACGAAGAUGCCGGCAUCAAUGGCGACACUGCGACAUCCGCAGAAGGUGAGCCCGCCCCUGCAGCUGCCUCUGACUUUAGGGGCCGUGGCAGGGGCAGGUCGCGGGGAGGUCGGGGCAGGGGCCGCGGCGCUUCAAGAGGUAGGGGCCGCGGCCUGGCCAGAGAGUUGGGUGCCGCCGCGGCCUGCCUCCUGGGAGCACCGGAAGGCUCGCCAGCAGACGAGGACAGCCAGGGCCGCCGUCGGAGUUCGCGUAUCCAGCGGGAGCAGGAGAAGCGGCUGUCAGAGCUGGCUCAGCAGAUGGCUCUGGAACAGCAGCUGGAGGAGACCAUCUUGCAGGAAGAGGCUGCCGCCAAGGGCAAGAUAGCAGUCACGAAGAGCCCGAAGAAGCGGAGUCGUCAAGCUGACAAGGAUUAUGUUCCUCCGGAGAAGAACAAACGGAGGUCGAAGAAGGGCGAGGCCCACCAGGACGCCCAGGGCUCGGCCAAGCGCGGUGGCAAGGGCCAUGGCGGGGAGGAGCAGGAGGAGGAAGACGAGGCCAAGGGCCGCAAGGCAACGAAGAAGAAGAAGAAAAAGAAGCGGCGUCGUGGUGGGAAGCACGGCGGCGGCGGCUCCGGGGUGAACGGAACAUACCGGCGCCGGUCCCACCACAACCCCUGGGAAGCCUCGUCGGACUCGGACUCGUCCUCACAGCUGGAGGACGAGGAGGAACCCUACGAGGAAGAGGCCUACGAGGAAGACGAGGAACUGCACUUCGACGACAACGAGGACGAGUUUGCCUGCGAAGAGGUGGACCCCAACGCAGAGGUGGUGGUAGUCAAGAGGGCACGCACUGUCAAAAAGGCACGCACGGAAGAGGAGAAGGAGGCCAGCAGCAGCAGCAGUGGAGGAGAGGAGAGCGAGCAGGAGCAGGAUGAGAAGCCCUGUGCCAAGUGCGGCAAGGGGGACCACCCAGAGUGGAUCCUGCUGUGCGACGUGUGUGACGCGGGCUACCACACCUCCUGCCUCAAGCCUGCGCUGAUGAUCAUCCCAGACGGUGACUGGUAUUGUCCACCCUGUGAUCAUAAGAAGCUGUGCGAGAAGCUGAUGGAGGAACUCAAACUGUACGACCAACUCUCCAAAAAGAGGGACCGGGAAGAGCUGAGAAAGCAGAGGCUGGCAUAUGUGGGCAUCAGCCUGGACAAUGUGCUGAAACCGGAGAAAAAGGAGGAAGAGGAGUCUGCAGUCGAGGAGGAAGAGGAGGAGGAAGAAGAAGACGAGGACAGCCGGAAGCACCUGCUGUUGACCAAGCGGUCAUCGCGCAAGCGCAAGACCAUCAGCUAUCAAUUCAAGGAGUACGACGAAAUGAUAUUGCAGGCCGUGCAGCCGGACAUUGUGGCGGUGGAAGAGUUUCCGGGGGUGAGCCGGGGCAAGGACAUGUCCAACCUGCUGGGCCCGGACGACGAGGAAGAAGAGGAAGAGGGCAAGGAGGAGGACGGAGAUGACGAAGACUACGAAGACGAGGAACGGCACGCAGCCCUGGCAGGAAAGAAACGAAAGCGGGCCCGCAAGCUCACCAGCCUUGACUUCACGUCCGAAGAGGAGGGAGACGAUGAAACUGACGAGUACCAGGGCUCCAGUGCAAGCCAGUCAGAGGCAAGUGCAUCGACUGUGAUGAGCGAAGGCCCUCCGUCGUCUGGCUCAGACUGGCAGGCCAGCUCGAGGCGUCGACGCCGUUAGGGAGGUGCACCUGCUCGCAAGAAGGGCAAGGCUACCCGCUCUGGCUACCGCCGAGAUGACUUCGUAAUGGAUGAUGACUACGAGUCGGACAGCGAUGGUGGCUAUGGUGCCAGGCGGGCAGCUACCAAGCAAGUCAACUACCGGGAGCUAUCAUCCGAUGACGAAGAGGCACCCCCCACUAAGAAGAGCAGUUCCAGGCGACGCCAGGCCAGAAGCAGCUCUGAGAGCGACAAGGAGUGGCGUUGUGGCAAAAAGCGGAAAAGCAAGGGCAGGCGCACCUGGCGAGCCAGCUCUACAUCUGAGGAGGAAGAGGCCGAGUUCACUGUGGAAGAGAGCUCCGACGACAAUCGCAGGCGCAAGGCGGCCAAGCGUCAACCACAUUCUUCCGAGGAGGAAGAGGAAGGCCCCAGCGAGGAAGACGACAGCGGCGCCGAGAAGAAGAAGACGAAGAAGGCUCAGAAGCCACAGAAAGAGACUAGGAAAUCUGAAAAGGAGAAGCCAGCACCACAGAAGUCAAAGAAGCAGGUGCAGAGCAGCUCGGAGGAUGAAGAGACAGACGAGACCGAGAGUGAGGAAGAAGACGAUGAUGAGGAGAGCGGUGACGCCGCCUCCGACGAUGGAGAAAGGAAGUUUGCCAAGAACCGCCGCAUUAUUCGGUCAGACGACGAAAGUGACGAAGGGGAGAAGGCUAAGGAGACAGCAGAUGCAAAGGCAACCACCGCUGACAGCAAGGAGCCACCACAACAAACUCCUUGCAAUGCAGAGGCAGCUGAUGCAAACAAGCCUGCAGUAGCUUGUACAGAGCCUGCUGCCGUGAAACACCCUCCUCUCGAGCAUCCUGUUCCUUUGCAGCCUAAUCCUACCCAGGACUGUGCUCCUCCUGUUGACGCAAACAGCAGGCCAGUGGUGGCUGUGAGACAAGGCUCCCCCAAUUUGGGCCGACACCUUCUCACAGUUCCAGAAGCCUCCCGCAGUGUUUCCUCUUCCCCGAUGCGAGUGGCCGGUGACGAGAAGGGUUUCCCAGAAGAUGAAGAGGAAGAGGACUCCAACAAGGGCUUUCCACCUGAAGAGGAAGACUUGGAGGAGAAAGGGUUUCCGGAGGAACCGCUGCCACAACCAGUCCCACCCACGGGCAAUAGCAGGGGAAUUGCGCCACCCCCAGGCCACUAUCCACCGGUUCGGCCGCCGUACCCUUACAUGGGUCCCAGGCCACCGUAUGGGCCACAGGACCCGUAUGGCGACUGCGUGCCCAUGGAUGGUGCCUAUGGGAGGCCACUUGCACCGACUCCGGUGGACCCGUACACACGUGGAUCACCCAGUCCUCCCCAGUUUACCAGCCUCGACACUCCUCUUCCUCCACACCCACCGCCGCCGCCGCCGCCUCACGGUCGUGGUCGCCAUCUGACGCCCCUGGAGGGAGGCCAGUAUCGGGACCAGUAUCGGCCUCCCGACACUUACCAGCCCCCGCCCGGUUACUACGGCGGAGGGCCUCCACCACUCCCUCCCGGGGGCCCACCUGGUCCUUACCGAUACCCGCAUCACCAUCCACCACCACCUCCAUCGGGGUACCCGCAUCCACAUCCUGGUUACUACAAUCGGCCACCCGGCUAUUACGGACCACCCCCUCCUCCGGAGGAAGGUGGCUACGGGCCGCCCCCUCCUCACCAUCCCCCGCCGCCCGCCCCUCAGUGGGGGGCGGGGCCCCCGCCUCCCCCUGGUGCAACUCCACAGGGCCAGGACGGCGGCUUCACCAUUACCAAUAUUCUCCGGCAAAGAAACACCGGUGACGGAGGAGAAGAGGACGAGCUGAAGAGCGUAACGGACAUUGUGUCGUACAUCACCCAAGAGUAACGUGACGGAACUCAUCUCUCUCCAUUGUGAAAGGAGUGCACCUUCCUCUUGCGUCACCAUGUGGUGCGUGUGCAUUCAUUCUGGAUAUUUCUCGCCGACUGUGAACAUUAUGGAGCAGCGGUGUCUUCUGCAUAUGGUUGGCUGGCUGGCCCUUCCCUUGUGUGUGUGUGUGUAUGUAUGUGCGGGCGGGUGGUCCAGACACAAAGCUAAAGUGGUGCAUGCACUCAUGCGGAUUGAGAGAGUCAAGGACUGCAUUUGGCAUAUGCAUUUUGUGUGCCGACUCGCUGUGAACUUCCUCACUGUCCGAGCAUUUUGGCACACUUAUGGUAAGUGCUUCGACAAGGAAGAGUGCCUAAAAAUGCAGUCUGUCAGCCUGCCUCGCUGUCGCCUGGCGGUUGUCUUCCUUGAGAUGCGGACAACUCUGCAGUUAUAUAGAGAAAUCGAAGGGCUAUUCUAAACGGGGGCAAAGACGCGUGCUCUCGAGCGUGUGUGCUUUUUACAGGGAGUAAAAAAACAUGUCGCUGUGUGUGCCGAGCUCAACUAUUGCCGCAUGCAAGCCGUGGCAGCUGCAUUGCUUCCCAAGAUUAAUAUUGUUUUUCCUGUUAGGCGGUGAGCCAUGUGAGUCUUCUUUCUCUUGGCUUCUAAUAUUGGCAAAUGGAAAAACGGGAACUGAACCAAGAGCAGUUUCCCAUGUGCAUUAUGCUCUUUAACAAGCAUUUUCUGCACAGUGCAAAAUAUUGCUUUUAACUUCCUUAAAGCUUAAAACACAUCAUUGCUAGUGUUGCAUUCCAAAGCAUUAAGCUGCACCUGCCAAAAAGUUGUGGUGGAUGUCUGCUGCCUCCAUUGCAAGUUCAGUUGUGAACAAGCAGGUUGUGGACAUCUCUGGCUAAUUCUUAGUAUACCGGUGUAACAAUGGCUUCGUGUGUUUGUUUCCAAUCAGAGGACUCCAAAGAACCACUGAAGAGCAUAACGUUGUUCCAUGCGAGUUUUGCAUAGGCCUCUUGUGUGCUUGUCAGUCUGGGGAGUAGCAAGCUAGAAAUGUAGGGCAGUGCUCUUUCUUCUUUUUUUUUCUUCGUUAUGAUGCCUUACUAACUCGCCUGUUGACGGUUCUACGGCAGGGCAGCACUCUUUUGUUGCUAACAUUUAUAGGUACUGUUUAACUUCUGUUCUUAUAUGAAGGUGCGUGCCAUUGGUGAAAGCAUUUCAAGAGGAGUCUAGCCGAAAUGGGUGUUUUCAAAUGACUGCUUAGCUUUCAAAGCAGACAUUGUGGUACUGUGUCUGUGGUGCUCUAUGGUACACUUGGGUCGGCUGCCUCUAGUCUACAGCAGCAUGUGCAGGGGCGAGUGACUACCGUUGCAAGUCACUACAUCGCCCAGUUUAUUUUGCAUGCUGAACUUGUAGGGUAUUUAUUGAGGCACAGCUGAAAGUUCAUCGAUUCCACAGUAGUAUGAUCUGGUAUGGUCCUACAUUCUCGUGCAACCUACAGUUGCGACUUUUCUGCUGCAUGAACCUCUUUCAUACUUUACGUGGCAGCAGUGGUGGUCAGACGCAGUGACUCACUCUCAUCACCCUUCAGCACCUCUAAGAAGGUAACAUAGGGACAGCAGAUUCUUUAUCAUUGGUGGUGCUUCGAUGCCUGUGGUGCUGCCUGAAAAGGGAAGAACUGGUAUACAAAAAGGCUAAGACUCGCGGCCUUGUAAGGCAGUGCGCAGAUAGCAUCCAUUGCACAGGUAAACGUCAACCACUGGCUGCUAUCCUCUUGCUCUAACUUCCUUGGUACACUGUGGUCGAGGCUAGCUGCAAAAAAUGGCAGACAGAGAAUGGCCUUUCUGUGUAGCAUCUUUUGUAGGAAGAAGUGAUUGCUCAACUGGUUGUAUGGGAAAUCACGUGUGGGGGAACUACAUGACCUGUAGUGAGAAUGAUUUUGUGAAACGCAUUCAAGUAAUUUUACAGGGAUCUAUUGUUUUAGGAAGUUGCGCUUAAAAAAAGAAGAAACUUCAUGGCUUUACCAUCGCAAACAUUUCAUCUUGCUGCAUGAUGUUGAUGUGAAGCAGUCUGGACAAAAAAGAAUAGCACAGGUGUUUAUACAUCCUCUCACCCUUGCAAACAGUGUCCAGGGAGGGGUUUCAGCAUGCAUACACCACAGCUUGUAUGUUGCUACUUAAAAAGGUUGAGCUAUGUGUAGGUAUGAAGCCAACACGUACAUUGUCAGCUGGCAACUCUUUUAUUUUUACUGCUGUUUGAAGCACAAAAUAUUUUUGCCAUAUUGUAGUGCAUGUUGUUGAUGCGCAUUGAGCAAAUAUCAUUACACUUUUCAAAUCCAUUCUCCUUUCUGUUUUAUCAUGAUGACCAAGGCUUCUAGAACAAAGGAGAAAAGCCUAUGAAAUUGUGCUGCCAGUGUGUUUUGUGCUUCUGUUGACAUGUGCCUACCCACAAAAAUUUUUGGAAUGUGGAACUCUGGGAAAAAGAAACUGAAUUACAUUAUAGCAUUGAUAAUGUGGCAGAAGUUACUGCAUAGACAAGUUUGUGGUAAUUUGGGCAGCCUACUUGAUCAGUAAGAGGAAAGGAACGGGGCGUGAAACAGACGGACAAUCGGCACGCGUGUUCGUCGUCUGCUUCGUGUUUUGUAGGCCACAGAGAGACCCCCGGACACUGCAUCAAUUCCUUGCUGUAUGCUUAAGUGGGGAAGUUAAAAGCAACUGCCACAUUCCAAAAAACUUUGUGGCCAGGCAUGCAGUCCUGUUUUAAGAAAUGCCUGCAUAUUUUGUACAUACCAUCUUAAGUUAUGCAUACAUGUAUAUUUUUUUUUAUUAGUUGCAAUAUGUUGCUGUUUGUGUGUCUGGUCCAUAUCACAGGUUGCUGGUGCUGCUGCAGUGCCUAACAAUUUCUCGUAUACAAGUUUUGACAGCAUUGUCAUUGCAGCACCAACAGCAGCCUGCGGAACGCACUGCAGUGAGAAACUGCUUAUUGAGUGUCACGAGGCUUUGGGUAACUCAUGCACAGAAACAUGACUAUGUAUGUGUGUGUGGCUGAUACUACGCAAUAAGCCAAUUCAGCAGGUUACGAAACAAAUCCUGCGUGGCAUCCUGCUGAAUUUGGUGUAAUUGCCGAGCUUUCUCUUAGGCUUGUGUGAAUAUUUGAUAAUUUCAAAUAAUCGAUCGAAUAAUGAGUCGAUUUGAAUUUGCAAUUAUUUACAAUAUGUACAAGUAUAUGCAAUUUUAGGCGGUGUCCAAAUUUAUGCCUUAGUGGUGGCACUCUUUGGAUAACAAAUGCAAAUAUUGAAGGCUAAGCUUUUGCUGGUUGCAUGCAGCGAAAGCGAUUCCAGGAGCCGGAAACACAUUAUAGAGUUUUGGGCGCCGCUUAUGUGAAGUUUAAUGUGUGGUCAGUCGACAUUUCUGGUAAGCAAACAGCAUUGGCAUUAACAUUAGCAAAUCACAUGGCCAAGACAAGCCAAAGAAUUGGUUUACAGUCGCCGACAGAUUUUUCGGACCUGCUAGGUUAUUUGAGCAUGCUUGCGGCACUGCCACCUUUUCUAUUGGACUAAUGUAUAACUGUGACUGAGUGUGGCUGAAGUUUUGCACGGUGCACAUAAAUUUUUCUAACCUGAUCGGUGUGCGCCAUGAUGUCGGAAAAAUUGCGUCAGUGAAGAAUGUUGGUGCUAUCCAGGUUAUGCUCUUGCUUUUGUCAAUGAGGUGGUUCCUCGGCUUUCCGAGAGUCGUACAGCCACUGCAAAUAAGUCUGAGCCAACUUGGCCCCAGACCAUAACUUUGGUCCCUGAUAACCAGCUAAGCAGUACCGGUUAGACCUAACAGCCAAGGCAGUGCUGCCGUGAUGAAAGUAAGCCGCUGCCCUGGUUGUUGGCAAGUGGCAAAUUGUUGCAAGAAGUUUGCCCCUCAUUGUGUGGCUGACCAUUGAUCGGGUUAAGCUCACAUGUAGGCCAGACAAGAGCAAGCUGAAUUCGCACAACACUGCCUAAACUGCCAGUGACAGGCGAACCUGAAACUCUCCUGCAGCCUUGACAGUUGCCAUGUUUCAGAUAGGCUGAACCACAACACUGAGCAAAAGUUCAUAAACGAAUUCUAUGUACUGCUCACAUUGCAUUUUUCAAUUUUUGCAUGAAAAUAUUUAAAUAACAGCACUACAAAAAACUGAUCCCAGAAUACCUACCAUUACCUGCGAAGACCUUGUCUUUAUAUAUUUAUGUGUGUGUCAAUUAUGGCUAAGUAUAAGGGCUUUAUGCGAAUCGCACAACUAUUUGAACUGCUCACUUCAAAAUUACUUGACAUUAUUACUAUUUGUAGUGCUCCCACUCCUGCGCCAAAUGUGCCAGAUUGCGCCUUACGAGAUUUCCUGCGCCAUUCUGAUAAAAGUACACGAUUUUGCACCGAAGUGCGCCAAAAUUAGCGACUGCGCAUUACGUGUGUGGCUGCAGUGGCCCACAGACGUGCAUGGCGCGCAUGACUAAAGCGGCUUCAUAAAUCGAACUUCACGUUAUCUAUACGUCGUUGACUGGUAAUUCGGGCUCGAUGGGGACCACCUAAAGGUCUAAAUAAUUGGGAGUUGGAAAUAUCCAAAUUCACCAGUAAAGAACUGAAUUUAUUCCGCCAGUGGCAAAAAAAGUACCUUAUCCUCGUUUGAACCACUUUCGGGGAUACGUUCACUUUCGCGGGAUUUCGCGUCACUAGCGUCAGCGGCGGCAUGCUUGGUAGUGUGCCAGGAACGCUAUCACCCGUCGACUUGCCCAGUGCUAGUCGCACGAAAUGUCGCCAAAGUGAAAGUAUCCCGGAGAGGGAUCGUCCAAAAAUAAAGCCAAGUUUGUCAAUGCAGUUGCGCACGUACACUUGCCUACGAUCUGGUCAGUCCGUAUCUCGACCAUUGUUAUGCUCUCGCCACAAAUAGACGAAAGUACAAUUGAUGCAUGCACCGAAUCUUCAACCUUUGGCAACAGCUAUGUCCGCGAUUUGUAGCGAUGCCUUUUCCGCUGUCGCUCCUUGUGCUUCGUCAGUGGUAUAAGAGCGGCGCUCCGCCUGCGUCAACCAGCAGAGAACGGUGUGUGAUAAGGGCGGCAUAUAGAAUCGAGCAGAAUGCAUCCCUACAGGAGUCGACCGCGCUAUCACAGCCGAAUGACGGCUUUUUCUUUUUUUUUUUGAAACGGUCACCGUCUUCGUCGGCGGAGAUAUCGAGGGUGUAGUCGGCGCCGCUUAAACAGCUUAAGUUGCUGCGACCGUGUCGCUAGUUAACGCUGGACGCGCGGAGCCAACCCGAAUGCACUCCCGAAUGGCUUGCUGGAGUUCGCUUGCCAGAUGGUUUGGGCGCGGUCGGUGCUUGAUUAACUAAGCUUCGCUAGUUUCGGUUUCCAGGAGGUGUCUGCGACAUGGCCGACCACCAUGCUGCGGUGAUGCCAGCGACGUAUCAGCGCCAAAAUAUUGCUAUUUCCGCUCAACUCGGCGGCCAAAUUAGCACACAGUCGUGUAGGCAAAGUCCGAAUUAUAUAGAAUGGCGUACCUUAAGGUGUCCGAAAUGUCAGUCAUACUUAUACUUUAAAUUUAUGGGCCAGUGAUGGUGCCUCAAAGUAGUCAGAAUAAUCGAGUUUGUUUGAAUUGCUGGUGUCGAAAUAUUCGGUCGACGCCAGUUGUGAAUCAGCCAGUUGCUGAACAGAGGCUUCAGCUUUACGAGAAAAAACAGACCAUUGAAGAGUACCUGGUGUCGUCUAAAGCAAUGACUGAGCGUUACAAGGGGCUCAUCAAGGCUGGCCUGGCUCAGAAAAGAAUUAAUGACAUUGAGUCUGGCCAGGUGUUUCUGACUGAUGCUAGAGCCUUGCUAAAAACAUAACAAAGUGUUAGCUGUCAAUGAAAAAAAUCAUACGAUGUAAAAGGCAACAUCUGAGCAGGUUCGCUAAACUUGAAAUAAACUAAUUACAGCACACUCUGUGAACAGGUUUGUUGUCUUCAUUUAAAUUAAAGGGAAACUCAUCUAUUUAGAGGCAGAGCAACAUUGUUUUACAGCAAGCAAAUACUUUCUGGAAUAACGCUUGUCAAUGUUAAGUGUUUGAAAUAGCUUAGGACGUGUCCAGCAGCUGGAAUUAAUUAGCGCCAAUGUGCUCCGAAAUCUGUAUCUGGAUGCUCCAAACUGCUCCAAAAUUAAGAUUUUGCUGCUCUAAAAAUUGCUCCAAAUCUCAGUUCGUCAGUGGCACCACUGUAUUUGCUUCAACUUUGCUUUGAACCCAAAAAUUGAUAUUCACGCAAGCCUACGUUCAUUUCUUCUUUUCUUUUUCCAAAAGCAGGCUACAUUUCCUUUUUUUUUUUCCUUUCUGUGGCUAUCCGUCUUCUUUAAUGCAUCUCUUAUUCUUGGUGGGUGCCUGGCAGCAAGAGUGACAAACAUGUGACAAAGUGGGUUUCACUGGGAAGGGUAUACAUCUCAUUUGCGUCUUCAAAAUGUGGUGUCUCGCAUGUGAUGGCCAUGCUGCCAUCAUUGGCAUAUGUGACCCCAACACUGUACAGUCAUUUCAUCUCUCCAUCAAUGGGAAAGCUUGGUCACGGUUUCCUUGGCGGGUCUCAUCGCUCGCUGCUGUAAGAAAGCUUUUUGUACAUAGACGUUUUGUCCAAAUCGUGUAACCAAAGGUGUGUCAUUAAAAAAGAACAUCUUUUUUUUUUC
Molecule: messenger RNA, 14817 nt
Organism: Dermacentor silvarum
Lineage: Eukaryota; Metazoa; Arthropoda; Arachnida; Ixodida; Ixodidae
Biological process (GO): regulation of DNA-templated transcription
Cellular component (GO): RSF complex
Source: RefSeq, a predicted model, not a curated record